Mirounga angustirostris (Northern elephant seal) is the source of this 373-nucleotide messenger RNA. It is a transcript of the gene CATSPERH, whose product is annotated as transmembrane protein 262. The transcript has 3 exons. The coding region runs from base 1 to 351 and encodes 116 amino acids. The record is from RefSeq and is a predicted model, not a curated record. NCBI's taxonomy places the organism in Eukaryota, Metazoa, Chordata, Mammalia, Carnivora, Phocidae.
AUGCGGUGGCGGGACCGGCUGGCUGUGCUCUUCUUCCCACAAGGCAUGGUGCUCACUGCAGCUGCCCUGAUGCUCUUCCUCAUACACCUUGGGGUCUUUGCCAGCGACGUGCACAACUUCUGCAUCACCCACCGCUACGACCGCAUGAGCUUCCACUACACAGUUGUCCUGAUGUUCUCCCAGGUGAUGAGCAUCUGCUGGGCUGCCAUGGGGUCACUCUACGCUGAGAUGACAGAUGACAAGUUUCUUCGGUGCUUUGCCCUAACCAUCCUGAUGCUAAAUGGAGCCAUGUUCUUCAACCGCCUGUCCCUUGAGUUUCUGGCCAUCCAGUACCGUCAGGAGAACCACUGAGGCCUGAGGACUGGGCUGAGAA